This is a messenger RNA of Formica exsecta, 1977 nucleotides long. Its product is annotated as odorant receptor 13a-like. Bases 508 to 1470 code for a protein of 320 amino acids. Gene Ontology annotation, biological process: sensory perception of smell; detection of chemical stimulus involved in sensory perception of smell. Gene Ontology annotation, molecular function: odorant binding; olfactory receptor activity. NCBI's taxonomy places the organism in Eukaryota, Metazoa, Arthropoda, Insecta, Hymenoptera, Formicidae. The record is from RefSeq and is a predicted model, not a curated record. Gene Ontology annotation, cellular component: plasma membrane. The transcript is spliced from 5 exons.
UAAUACCUAUAUAAAAAAGGAAAAUGUUUGAAAAUGACAUUUAAAAAAAAAGAAAGAUUUUGAAAAGAAAGAAGAUUUUAUUCAAAUUAAGUGAUAAUAUUAUUUAGAAAAUUUGAAUUUCUUAGAUUUGAAUUACGCGUUUACCUUGAGCCGUCAAUGUUUGCGACUGUUAGGCCUAUGGCCCGAUCCAUGUGUUCCUUUAAGAAACUUUCGUCGGCUAAACGUGACAUUCAUAGUUGUUACGUGUAUCCUGAGUUUUUAUGUGAUAAUACCGCAAUUAAUAAAUAUGAUUCGUGUUUGGGGUAAUGUGGCUCGUAUGGUGGAUGAUAUAGCCGCGGCCAAUUUUAGUUUGAUGGCAUUGAGCAAGUUAUUCGCUACUUGGUAUCACAGCGAAAGUAAGCAAUUAUUUUGCAACAAUAAACAUAUUAAACAAAUUUCUUUUUUUAUUAUAAAUAAAUUGAUCGAAUGAAAUAUUUUGGAGAAAGUUCGGUUUAUAUUUGACUUGCUAUGAGCUACAUAUGUUUAACGUAUCAAUAUAUGUGUAUGUUUAAUUUGAAAGCACUUCGAACGUUGAUGAUAUCAGUCAUGACCGAUUGGAUAAAUUCGACGAACAAGCGCGAACGAAAUACGAUGCUGAGGUUCGCGAGACGUGGCAGAAGCUUAUCUUUUAGAUGUUACGCAAUCGCGACGAUCACAGUCUCCUUUGCCAUAUGUUUUAAUCUUCUGAAACUUUAUCAAAAUAUUCAUCAGCCUCAACGGAGCUUCAUCUAUCAUUUUGUUUAUCCUUACAACGCCCAGAAGAGUCCGAAUUACGAAAUCACAUUUGUCAUCCAACUUUUCGGCGGAAUAUACUCGGCACUAAUCAACUGUACCAUCGACAGCUUUAUCUCGAUGCUCUUGCUGCAUAUAUGCGCGCAACUAAUAAAUCUACGAGUGGCACUCAACAAUUCAAUCGAUGAACUAGCCAAUAAAUCUAUAUCCUACCCGAAAUUUAAAGAAGGCUUAGCCGCGGUCGCUGUACGACAUAAACAUCUUAUCAGGAAUGUAAAGACAAUCAACAAUUGUUACAGCGCAGUGCUAUUUGUGCACAUGUUGUGUGCUACUUUUCAACUAUGUUUCCAAACUUUUCGAAUUUACACGAUAAUAAUAGACAAAUUAGAUGUAUCUGUUUUCAAAAUGGCUUUUAUCUCGUUUUAUGUUGUUCUUGUGUUGACGCAUUUGUACAUUUAUUGCUACUCAGCUGAAAGACUCUUAACAGAGAACACUAGUAUGGCGUAUAGCGUGUAUGAAUGCAAGUGGUAUAAUAUACCGGCCAAAGAUGCGAAGAACUUAAUGAUUAUUGCAUGUGGAUCUUUAAUACCGCUUAAAUUAACAGCUGGAAAAUUCGGAUAUUUUUCGAUGGAGUUGUUCGGAACAAUGGUGAAAACGGCAAUGGGAUACUUCUCUAUGUUGCUGACAAUAAAAGAUUAGAGAAACUAUAAUAGAAAAUAGAGAGAAGAUAAUAUCUGUGUUUGUGUAUAUAUGUAGAAAAUAUUAUAAAAUAAAACUCUGAGUGUUUAUAACUGUCUACUACUUAUUUUCUAGUAAUUAAAUGACUAGUUUUAUAUAUGUAUAUUUGCUGAAUAUAUUUUUGCGAUACAUGUUCUUUAUUUGCUAUUCUGUCUUAAUUAAAAUAAAUUAAGAUAAUAAUUAUAUUAAACUAAACUUUUAUAGUAUAAGAUUCGAUCAAUAAUUUAUUUUAUUAUAUUACUGUAUAAUGCACAUACUUUAUCUUUUGUGAAUAAGAGAAUAAUUCUUAUCAAAUACACAAUAGUAUGCUUUAAUAAACAUUUCUAUUUAUUCUCUCCUUUUGUAUCAUUUCUAACCUAUGUAUUUUGCCCGAAUAAAUUGUUUCGUACAUAACAAAAUAUUAUUUAAUUUAAUGUAUUGAGAUAAUAUAAAAUAUAAUUUAAUAUAUUGGGAUCAGAAGUAAUUAAA